UGCCGCGAAAGGGCAAAAGAGGAAAAAGAAACCCAUUGCGGCGACGCGAAACCCCGAAGUGCGAGCCCAGCCCCCACCUCAGCUGUGAACUGAAAACGCGCGAUAAAACCCUAGUGAAACCCCUCCGAUAAUUACGUCACUGUCUUUCGUGACUCGGAGUUAACUCACCGACCGAGGCGACGCGCUGAAAUGUACGGAUCCGAAUCCGGUACAGUCCCGGAGGAUUUGGAACGAACCGCUUUCAGAAGAGCGGAGAAGAAGUACAAGCUGUAUUACGAAGACACCUACAAAUCAUCCAAAAAGAAACGGAAACCGAAACCCGUGGAUUUAUCAGAGGUAUUGGAUUUCAAUUCCAUUCUAGAAUCGUACUAUCAAAACGUUGAGCUUCCACACGGUGUCGUUCCUCUUCGAUGUGAUUUCGAUAGGCCCGUGUUCUCCUUAGAAAAUCGCCCAGGGUUUUAUUUCAUUCCUGGAGCACUGAGGGUGAAGGAACAAUGCCAGUGGAUAAAGGAGAGUUUAACCAGCUUCCCGCAGCCUCCUAACAGAACAAAUCACAAUGCAUUUUACGGGCCUAUAAAUGACUUGUUUAUUGCGGCGAAUGAGAGGAAAGUUUUGGUUGCGGAUGGGGGUUCAAAUUCUGAAUGUGAUCCUUCUGUUAGCAAUGGAGGUGUUCACGGUUGGAAGUUCUUUGAGGAACGUGAAGUGUCUUCGAAAGGGAGCACGUGCAAAUCAGUUUCAGCUUCAGUUCUAUUGCGGAAAUUGCGUUGGAGCACCCUUGGCCUGCAAUUUGACUGGUCCAAGCGAAACUAUGAUGUCUCUCUCCCGCAUAAGAAGAUCCCUGAUACACUCUGCCAACUGGCUAAAAGACUGGCAACACCUGCAAUGCCUCUGGGUGAAGAAUUCCAGCCUGAAGGUGCAAUAGUGAACUACUUUGGCCCAGGUGAUAUGCUUGGGGGCCACCUUGAUGACAUGGAAGCUGAUUGGAGUAAGCCUAUUGUAAGCAUGAGUUUAGGCUGCAAAGCAAUAUUCCUUUUGGGAGGAAAGCAUAGGGAGGAUCCUCCAAUAGCAAUGUUCCUUCGAAGCGGUGAUGUUGUACUUAUGGCUGGUGAAGCAAGGGAAUGCUUUCAUGGUGUGCCUCGGAUAUUCACAGAUGGAGAAAAUGAUGAAAUCGUGACUCUUGAGAGGCAGUUCUCACACGAGGAUGAUUUUAGUGCUUUAGAAUACAUCCGAAGUUCAAGAAUCAACAUCAACAUCAGACAAGUUUAUUGAGAUUGAUAUUCUUUUUCAUCGAAAUUUUGGAUUCAAUCGAAAGGAUUUUUGGCAAUAAAGAGUUGUUAGAGAAUUGCUACACAAGUUACCCCAAAAAAAAAAAAAGAGAAUUGCUACACAAGGACAUGUGGGAGAGCUAUGUAGUAACUACAAUGGUGCGGCACCCAUGAAUGUGCGGCUUGUUACAAGUUGGAUGCAGCAACAAAAAACAAAAAACAAUAAACCAUAAGAAAAGAAAUAUGAAUGCAAGUAGCAUUGAUUGUCCUAGAAGAACAGGGCAAUGCAAUUAUGCAAGUAGCAUUGGUUAGAUAGCCUGUGAUUUUGUUUGAGGGAUUGAAUCUAUCCAGUGCCAAUAGAUUUUCUUGAUAGUCUGAUUUAACUGGGGAUGAUAUUUUUGUAAAAUUCAUAGCUGAUGCCCCUGCGGUGCAACUUUGUAGUUUUCUCGCAAAUCAAUUUUGUAGUCUGUUUCCAGGCCAAAGGAAAAAAUUGUACUUUUGUUUUAGGGUAUGAGUAGUUAAAUGGAUGCUUUGGCGGCGGUUAAUUAUC
Prunus persica (peach) is the source of this 1815-nucleotide messenger RNA. RefSeq names its product alpha-ketoglutarate-dependent dioxygenase alkB. NCBI's taxonomy places the organism in Eukaryota, Viridiplantae, Streptophyta, Magnoliopsida, Rosales, Rosaceae. The record is from RefSeq and is a predicted model, not a curated record. The transcript is spliced from 7 exons. Gene Ontology annotation, cellular component: cytoplasm; nucleus. Gene Ontology annotation, biological process: oxidative RNA demethylation. The coding region runs from base 190 to 1269 and encodes 359 amino acids. Gene Ontology annotation, molecular function: ferrous iron binding; broad specificity oxidative DNA demethylase activity; oxidative RNA demethylase activity.